AUGGAUCAUAAACAAUACAAAUUGAUAGUCAUCAACGGAUUAUAUAUUAUUGAAUACAUUUCUGAAGAUUAUAUUGAGGUUACAAUGAUACUAUCCUCACUUAUUCUUCCAUACUGUUGGGUCAGAGUUGCAGUUUCUGAUAUAAGCUUCAGAUACAUCUACAGGUUUGCAGUUUGAG
Messenger RNA from Paramecium octaurelia, 178 nucleotides. NCBI's taxonomy places the organism in Eukaryota, Ciliophora, Oligohymenophorea, Peniculida, Parameciidae. The record is from the annotation of a GenBank genome assembly.